AUGGUCCAGCAUGUUUCAAAACACGAUUUGCGAUGCCUCACGAUUGAUGAGCUCGAGCGGCACGCCGCAGAUAUCAUGGACAAGCAGACUCGCGAUUACUACAACGAAGGCGCUGAUUCCGGUUCGACGCUGCGAGAGAAUCUUGACGCUUACAAGAAAUAUCGCAUCCGUCCUCGGGUGCUCCGGGAUGUAUCGUUGAUCGACACGAGUGUGGACAUUUUUGGCCACAAGAACAGCAUUCCUGUAGGCGUAGCACCUACUGCUAUGCAGUGCAUGGCCCACCCCGAUGGAGAGAUCGGCACCGCACGCGCCUGUAAGAAACGCAACAUUGCCAUGGGACUUUCAAGUUUCGCGACAAAUACUGUGGAGAAUGUUGCUCAAGCCAGCGAUGGGAUUCCUAAUGUGCUGCAAUUAUAUUUGUUUGAGAACAAAGACCAUAGCCGGAAAAUAAUUCGGCGCGCAAAGGAUGCCGGAUUCAAGGCAGUCUUUCUGACCGUGGACACACCGUACCUGGGCCGCCGGAAUGCGGAGAUACGAAACCAAUUCAAGAUGCCGCCACAUCUCCAGAUCGCAAACUUUGUCGCGGAAUCAGGAAGUGGUGCUGCAGUACCUGGUCAUCAUGAUGGCGAGAAGUGGGUCUCGCCCUCUGGCAAGAUCACUUUCCACAGUCAUGCUGCGAAUCCAACUUUGAGCUGGGAGAAAGAUAUCGAAUGGUUGAAGCAGGAGUGCCAUCCUGAACUUCAGGUUUGGGUCAAGGGCGUCGCUACGAGCGAGGAUGCACUUCUCGCAGUUCACCAUGGAGUGGAUGGCAUUGUCGUGUCGAAUCAUGGCGGGCGACAGCUGAACGGUGCUCUCGCAACGCUUGAUGCUCUGCCCGAGGUCGUUGAGGCUGUGCAGGGCAAGAUUCCAGUCCAUGUCGAUGGAGGAAUCAGGCACGGUACUGAUGUCUUCAAGGCACUCGCGCUGGGCGCUGACUUUGUUUGGAUUGGGCGACCUGUCCUAUGGGGCUUAGCAUACGGCGGACAGGCAGGCGUUGAGCUUUGCCUGCAGCUCCUGACCGACGAGUUCAAGCUCUCCAUGGGUCUGGCCGGAGUAACGAAGGUCAAGGAUAUCACGAAGGACUAUCUGGUCAAGAUCGAUAAGAGUGGCUUCAUUUCGCGCCUAUAA
Dissoconium aciculare CBS 342.82 is the source of this 1167-nucleotide messenger RNA. Its product is annotated as L-lactate dehydrogenase. The coding region runs from base 1 to 1167 and encodes 388 amino acids. The record is from RefSeq and is a predicted model, not a curated record. The transcript is spliced from 2 exons. NCBI's taxonomy places the organism in Eukaryota, Fungi, Ascomycota, Dothideomycetes, Mycosphaerellales, Dissoconiaceae. Gene Ontology annotation, molecular function: FMN binding; oxidoreductase activity.